Molecule: messenger RNA, 684 nt
Organism: Anoplophora glabripennis (Asian longhorned beetle)
Lineage: Eukaryota; Metazoa; Arthropoda; Insecta; Coleoptera; Cerambycidae
Product: zinc finger BED domain-containing protein 4-like
Exons: 3
Coding region: 1-684 (227 amino acids)
Molecular function (GO): protein dimerization activity
Source: RefSeq, a predicted model, not a curated record
AUGUUGGAAAGAUUUGUACAAUUGGAAGAUACGGUAAAAAGUACAGUGGCCCUAAUUGAAAAGGAUCUUCCACAUUUAAGUGCACUCGACUGGCAGGUGGCUAAGGAUUUGUGUAGAGUACUAAAGCCGCUGGAAAAUGCAACAAAAACGAUCAGUGGGGAUCAAUAUAUAACAGGAUCAAUGGAAAGUGCUAUGAAAGUAGUUAUUUCCAUUAUAAAAGGGUUAGACGAUCGACUUGGUAAUUUAGAAAGAAGUAAAACAUUUGCAGUUAGCACAUAUUUAGACCCCCGAUUUAAAGCGUAUGCUUUUAAAGAUGAAAUAUGUGCAGAAACUGCCAAAAAAAUAGUUACGGCCGCCGUGGCACAUCAUGUUUCAUUAAAAGCAAAACCAACUGGUGACCAAGUCGAAAAAGUGCCAAAUACUGAAGACUCUCGUGUAGAUGAAGAUGACGAAUUAUCAAUUUGGAGUUCCCUAGAAAAAUCAACAGCUACCGUAAAACCGAAAGGAACUGCAACGUCUAGGGCCCUGAUGGAAGUUCAGCGAUAUAUGGAAGAGGAUUUGCUUCCCCGAAACGAUAAUCCUCUUGACUGGUGGCGAGAACAUAAAUACAGUUACCCAUAUUUAAGUAUUGUCGCUCAAGAAAAACUCAGUAUCGUCGCUACCUCGAUCGCCGAAAUAGACUAA